CAGGGCAAGAGAGGAAGCAGACGCCAUUUUAUUUGUUUACCUGCUUAAAUGGAAAUAAUCCGCAUAAACUCUAUGCUUGCCUGGACAUUGGACUUAUUUUUCCCUGCGUAAGAUUAUUUCCGGAGGUGCCUCAGUGGCCAUUUGAUUUUGAGCUUGUUUUAUUUUUAGUUCUUUUUUGUUUGAUUUAAAUUGAGGACAAAUCGUCAGUACAAUAAAUAAUCAGGCUAUUACGGUAACUUCUUGCAGGUAAAGUUCUUAAAGUAUCUGAAGCCUCCUUAUUCUUCAGUGAGUCAGCUCUGUUGAUCUCGGUUCCAUUUUCCCGUCAUUCAGUGAAGAAUCGAAAGUGAAAGCAGCCUGCAGUCUGCGGAGCUCCGCCGCUUCUUACUUCAGUCUGUCGGUGUGUUUUGUACCGGACGGCAGGAUGGCUGACACCGGGUGUCCGCCGCUGAUCGUGGAGGGGGACUGGAGUCCGGCUCAGAACAAAACCAUGAAGAACAAACUGCAGCUGUACUUCCAGAGCAAGAAGAAGUCCGGCGGAGGAGACUGCCGCGUGGAGGCGGAGGACGGAGCUCCGAGGGCUGAAGUGUACUUCAUAUCAGAGGAGGUGAGAGAGCAAGUCCUCGCCAGGACAAACCACGAGAUCGUCCUGGAGAACCAAACUGUCAAGUUACGUCUGAUCUCUGCGUCGAGCCUGAAGGACAGCGACGACGCCUCAGAUUCAAAGACAAAGACAAAGUCAGAAGUUAAGCCUGGAGGUGGAGCUUCAGCAGAGAGCAAAGAGGAUAAAGAUACCAAGGUGGAGAAGGUAACGUCCGUUCAGAGCGUUGCUGUGGUGUUGGAAAACGUGGACAGCAUGUCCAGAGAUCUGCUGUCCAUGCUGGUGGAGAACAUCUCAGGUUUGGAGGACAGCGCCUACAGCCUGGAGAUCAUCUGGGAGACCAACAGAGCCGUGAUCACCUUUAACAGCCCUGCAGAUGUGGAGAAGUUCCUCACUGUGAGUCAGUCCAGCCAGAAGCUGCAGAAAUACGGACUGACCGCUCGGCCGCUGGAGGCUGCAAAGAGCGUCCGACUGGAGAGUCUUCCUCCGACUGUGACCAAAGAUGUGUUGGAGCUGUAUUCUGAGAAGAGCUGGUCUCUGCCAGUCAAUAUCAUCAUGAUCCCGAGUGAACAGGCUGCCAUUGUCGCUUUCAGUGACCCUAAAGUUGUACAAAGCAUUUGCACAAAAGACAACUAUGUGAUUUGCUCCACUACUGUCAAGGUGUAUCCAUACUACGAGUCCCUGGGCACCGCCUUGUACGGCAAAGAACGACCUACAUGGAAGAUGCCAGAGCCCUUCACAGAGAGGGUUCAUCCUGCUGUCUGGAAAUUCCUCAAGAUGAAGAAACAAUUAAAAAUCAUCAACGAUCAGAUGAGUCUGCACUUCUGCAGUGUGGACUUGGAUAACCCUGAGGUGAAACUCAGCCCUCUGCCGAGCUUUUUGAGGCAGAAAGGUCUGACUGCCAAACAUGUAGAUAUGUGGAUGAGUACCCAUCUGAGAGAGGUGGUCAUCGUCGUUCACCCGAGUGACAGCCAGACUGUGGAUUGUUUCACCAGGGCGUUCAGAGGUCAGACUGACCAGAGAAACAUGAGGGAAGCACAGGAAUUUAACGAGGCACCAGUGGCAUCUGUCAGCCAAUCACAACAGCCCUCAGCCUCCUUCAGUCAGGUAUCGUCGCCCUCCCUCGGUGUGCAUCGGAUGCAGAUGGGUCAGCUCACCCUCGAGGUGUCGUCUGGAGACAUCACCAAAGAGGCCAGUGAUGUCAUCAUCAACUCCUCCAGUCCGGACUUUACCCUCAAAGCAGGAGUGUCCAAGGCGAUCUUAGACAGCGCUGGAUUAAAUGUUGAGAUGGAGUGCGCACAGAUCGUGAAUUCUCCGGGUUACCAGCCUCAGCCGAUGAUCCUGACGUCGGCCGGCCAGCUGCCCAGCAAAAACAUCAUCCACAUUGUUGGUCGGAAUGAUCCUGCACAGAUCAAGGACAUGGUUAACUCAGUGCUGAAGGUCUGCGAGGAAAACAAGUUCAAGUCUGUCUCCUUCCCAGCCCUGGGAACAGGUCAGGGAGGAGCCUCACCGUCGGCAGUGGCGGACGCCAUGGUGGGAGCGGUGGUGGAGUUUGUGAGAAACAAACAGCCAAAGUUUGUUCGCAGCGUGAAGUUCCUGAUCUUCCAGACGUUCAUGGUGACGGAGUUUCAGAAGAGCAUGAUGAAGAGAGAGGAAGAGGGCGUGGAGGAGAAGAACGUCUUCACCAAGAUCAAAGACCCGGUCCCUAUAUUUGUUAGUACUGUAUCUGGUACGGAGCGGCGCAGCAGUGGUGACUUGGUUCUGGAGAGGGAAGAGUUUGAGCCCACAGUGUUUCAGCUGUGUGCUGACAACAAAAAGGCUGUGAGUCUGGCUAAGAAAAGGAUUCAGGAGGUGAUUGUGGCCGAGCAGGCGGAGCGCACCAUCACAGAUCAGUACAUCAGUCAGCUGUCGCAGGCUGACAUGGACCAGCUGAAGGCCCUGCAGAGGGAACUGACGGUCAGCAUCCGUCUGGACAAAGGGCAGGAGGACCAGGAGCCCAAAAUCCACCUGGAGGGUCUGACCAGAGACGUCUUCACCGCCGAGGCUACGGUCAGGGACAUCAUCCGGAAGGUGGAGAGGACGGAGACCUUGAGGAAUAAGGCCUUGCUGGUGAGCGGGCUUGUAGAGUGGCAGUUUCAGCACGACAACAAGGCGACGGUGCCCUUCGACAUUUACACCAACCUCAACCUGGAGGAGGCUCUGGAGAAAAAACAAAGUGUGAAGAUCAAGAUCGACAACGAAAAUUACAACGCUGACGCAGUGCUCAGGAAAGCAGUUUCAGAGAAAGGCAAUAAAAUGGUGGAGCUGCUUAGAAAAGACCUGAAAGGUACAGACGCCGCUCUGCCGCCACAUUGGGAUGACAUGAAAGGCGACCUCCUCAAGCUGUUUCCUCUGACUACAGGAUCCCAGGAAUACAACGAUGUGGAGACAGAAGUUAAAAAGACCGGCCUUGCUGCAAACAUCAUCAGUAUUGACCGUGUUCAAAAUACGACACUGUGGCAGAGCUACCAGCUCCUGAAGAAACAACUGGAGGUGAAGAACCAACACACAAACAACGAGAGGCGACUGUUCCACGGCACCGGAGCCAACUCCAUCAAUCUCAUCAACAAUCAAGGAUUCAACCGCAGCUACGCAGGAACACAAGUAGGUGCGAUGUACGGCAAUGGCUCUUACUUUGCAGAGGACCCGGGAUACUCGGCCAAUGGCUACGCCACGCCCGACGCCAAGGGGCACAAGCGCAUGUAUCUGGCCAGAGUCCUGGUUGGAGACUUCACCGAGGGAAAAAGUGGCAUGAUCACCCCGCCCCCCAAAAGCUCUAGCAAUUCUGCUGACCUGUAUGACAGUGUUGUUGAUCAAACUCCCAACCCAACCAUGUUUGUCAUCUUCAAUGACAUCCAGGCAUACCCAGAAUACCUGAUCACAUUUACAUGAGCUGCUGGUAGUGCAACAGCUCUGGUAAAAAAAACAAACCUGUCAUAUGUGUUGUAGUUUAACUCAGUUUAUAAAAUAACUUAUUUAUAGUAUUGUUUAAUAUCUGAUAUUGCUUAGUAUUUCUCAAAGGUGGAGUUUCCGGUUUCUUGAAAUUGGUUUCCAAACACUCAUGAAUAAAUGUAAAAGAAAGUGUCACACUGUUUCUUAAGACAGCUAAAAACAGUUUCAAUAAAUUAUCAAAAGCACUAAAAUCUUGAGGAUGAAUUGUCAUGGGUAAGGGUGCAGAGGCAAAUAGGACCCAAAUGCGGACAAAGGCGAGGAAGAUACAGUUCAAACUGAAGAUUUAUUUGAGCACAAACUAAAUGGAAACAGGCUUCCACAGAGCACAAGGCAAGAGUCCAAACAAAGGUAAUCCAAAAGGAGGUAAAUCUAACAUAAAGGCAGAGUUAUCCAAAACAAAGGAACAAACCAGAAAUCCAGGGACCAGAGCACAAUGCACAACACUCAGCAUGAGCAACAAAGGAUGUGACAAAAACUGAAUAAAACUGAGGGCUUAAAUACACAGGCAAACGAGCAGGGAGGGAAGCACAACUGAAACACAUCAGGCAAUCAACAACAGGAAACAAAGUACAUGUGAGCACAGAAUACAGUAAAACAGGAAGUACAUGGGAACAUACCAGGAGAGAUCUACCAAAGUUAAACACAAAACAUGGAAAGACCACAAAAUCAGGGCAGGGAACAGAGACAGGACUACACUAAAACAUGGAGACAUAGGACUAAGGACUCCACCUGGUAAAAACAUCAAAAUAAACUAAGCUACAAAACCCUAAACAAGACAAAAUCAAAUAAUGAACCACAGCCCAGGAAUAACACUAACAUGAACUAAGACACUGGAAUAAGAACUGAGGCAAAUAACUAAAACGCAGGACUAAGAACUAAGAUAAGAGACAAGACAGAUACUAAGUAAACUAAAACAUGCAAAUGAAUAAAACAACAAGCAAGCCUAAACAGAGAAACACAGAACCAAAAACAGACUUAAACAGGAAAACAUGAAUACAAACCACAUUCCUAACAUGAAUAUUUUAAAACCUUCAACCUUUGUUUAUGACGUUGUUUUGUUUUUGGAAUAUAAUUUGAAAUACUAUAUUAAAGGAACACUGUAACCAUUUUGAAAAUUCCUAGUUUUAUUAAAAAUCAUUUCACUGCAA
This is a messenger RNA of Micropterus dolomieu (smallmouth bass), 4737 nucleotides long. Its product is annotated as protein mono-ADP-ribosyltransferase PARP14-like. Gene Ontology annotation, biological process: negative regulation of gene expression. Lineage: Eukaryota; Metazoa; Chordata; Actinopteri; Centrarchiformes; Centrarchidae. Gene Ontology annotation, cellular component: cytoplasm; nucleus. The coding region runs from base 422 to 3529 and encodes 1035 amino acids. Gene Ontology annotation, molecular function: NAD+ poly-ADP-ribosyltransferase activity; transcription corepressor activity. The transcript is spliced from 20 exons. The record is from RefSeq and is a predicted model, not a curated record.